AUGACUUGGUCCUAUAAUCCAAUUUUGUCAGCGAACCAGGAUAUUUGGUACGAGAUUCUCCUAAGAGUGUCACCCAAAUAUAUCUUCAGAUACAUGCUAGUUUCCAAGGAAUGGCUGGAAUUGAUAACGAGUCAUUCUUUCCGGAAAGAUUACACGAGGAGAUGGGAAAUUGAGGGUUCCACAAUGGUGGGAUUCAUGAUUUGCAAGCCGGGGUACACCGAUAUUCCUCGAAAGUGGCUCCCUUUACCGCCAUCAGUUCAAUUGUUGGCUACGAGCGAAAUAGGGCGGGCUAUAAACCGAAGCAAAUUGAUGAAGAGGGUGGGUUAUUUCCUGGCCGCCACACCCAACGGCCGCUUCAUAUUAUCGGCUGUUCAUCCAAGGAAAUAUUAUGUGUCUGAUCUGACCUUCUCUUCAGUUACUGGAGAGUGGGAGCAAUCCGUGCUCACUUGCCCUACUCGUUUUGGACUCCAAAGUGGGUUUGUUGUGAAGGUGAUUGAGGAUGUCGUCUAUUGGCGGCUACAAAUCGUAGAUGGCGGCUACAGCCAUAUAGCUCCUCAUCAUACUAAUGGGAGGAGGCGCAUGGUCAAUUUUAUUCAACUCCCACAGGUUGGUGAGGGGUGCAGCGGAGCAGAGUAUGACGAAGACACUCCAACUAUUAUCUGUCUUUUUGCUGAAUCUUUUGACGCCUCCCCUCAAGGCUUUCUUCGGUACGUUGCUGGCACUUCAACAUGCUUCAAAGUCUGGGUUCUUCUUAAUCACAACUCUACCGAAACUAAUUCCUCCACUAUUGAUCCAUGGAAAUUGUGCUACCGGGUGGUUCUUGAUUCUAUUUGGAUCAACAAUUUAGACGAAGAUCAAACUGUAUUUUCGUGA
Molecule: messenger RNA, 873 nt
Organism: Oldenlandia corymbosa var. corymbosa
Lineage: Eukaryota; Viridiplantae; Streptophyta; Magnoliopsida; Gentianales; Rubiaceae
Source: the annotation of a GenBank genome assembly